This is a messenger RNA of Arabidopsis thaliana (thale cress), 123 nucleotides long. RefSeq lists its product as uncharacterized. NCBI's taxonomy places the organism in Eukaryota, Viridiplantae, Streptophyta, Magnoliopsida, Brassicales, Brassicaceae. The transcript has a single exon. The coding region runs from base 1 to 123 and encodes 40 amino acids. The record is from RefSeq and is marked reviewed.
AUGGCGUCGAACGCAAGGGAGAGUAAUUACCGGAAAGGUUUGGUGAUCGGGAAGACAAAUCACGUGGAAGAAGAUGAGCUUUCAGCUUUCACAGAGGAGACUUGGAGAGUGAGAAAGAAAUAG